Messenger RNA from Aspergillus niger, 1536 nucleotides. RefSeq lists its product as uncharacterized. NCBI's taxonomy places the organism in Eukaryota, Fungi, Ascomycota, Eurotiomycetes, Eurotiales, Aspergillaceae. The transcript is spliced from 4 exons. Bases 1 to 1536 code for a protein of 511 amino acids. The record is from RefSeq and is a predicted model, not a curated record.
AUGGAUUGCCCAUCAGUCAGCGAGAUGACCAUCUCUGCUCUACACAAGCUCAACGACUGUCUGCAACACGCACUCUUGCGGGAAUGGGCAGAGCAGCUGAAGACCUACUUCGAGAAGAACUGGAGGCAGAAACUCCGCAUCUGCGCUACUUCAAACGGGAUCUAUGAUGACAGUGGGCUGCAUACAGAUGAAUUUGUCCGACCUCAUGCUGUACGACGUUUGAAGAAACUGAUCGAGGGGCUGGACGAGUGCAUUGAAAUUGGUAUAGACACUCCCCCCUCUCCUCCGUCCAAGCGCCGUCUUCUCACUAACAACAUGACAGUAACGAAGGAUCAGGACUGUCUGUUUCCGGGCUGCGCUAAACAUGACGAGUCAAUGGAAUCCGGAUGUGAUGAGCCAGGCCCUAUAAUUGAACGGCCAAUGAGACCUGAAGGGGGGCCUAAACUCACAAAGGCAGUGAAAAAGGUCCAACUUAGGCUUGAAAAGAUCGGCUUACUCGCUGAGAGAAUGGCGGACACUUACAAUGACGCGCGGGAUUAUGAAGCCAAGGCCAAGUUCACGUAUGUGGACUAUCAGAAGCUAGAUGAUCCCGACUAUAAGCAUCAUCGUGAUGUGGAUGUUGAGGGCCUGCGCAGAUUGAAGCAACAUCUUGUUCGGGAGUACCAUCAAGGGUAUUCCAUCGACUUCCCGAAAUAUAAAGCGGGACCUAGCGAAGACUUACCCAGCGGUAAAUCUGCAGUGGCUUACCUUGAACAGAAUCAUCGACAGCAGGUCCACCGUUUAAUCUUCGCCGUACUCCGCCGACACCACCGGCUGAGCAUGUCGCGGAAUGCAGCGGAGAAGCGGCGGGCCACCGCACAGGCUGCAGCAGAUGGCACAGGAGACGUUUUGUCCGAGAACCCGCCGACGAACGUAUUCCAACCCCAGCUGCCAUCCACUGAUGCAAUGAGGCAGUUAGAACUUGGCUCGUGGUCCAAGGCCCCUCGUCCAGAGACCCUUGAGGGCCAGGAGCGAACAUUUCAAUGUCCAUACUGCGGCGACAUGCUCCUGGAGGCAGACUCGGAGCGCACAGCAUGUGAACAUGUAAACCGCGACCUUCUACCAUUCACCUGUCUCUGGCCAUGCUGUAAGCAAGAAGACCCGAAGGAAUUUGCGAACGUGGUCGAAUUAACAGCCCAUCUCGAAGAGAAUUUCGGGACAGUCGAGCACUGGGUGUGUGAUCCUUGCCUUGCUCAGGGAAAGCCUUGCAACAGUUGCGAGUUCAUGGACAAGAAGGACCUUGAUAAGCAUCUUGCCUCGGCUCAUCCGAAACACAGCAAUGGUUCGACUCCCACUAUCCGUCUGGAGGUCCCUAGUGAAUGUCCGCUAUGCCCUCGCAAGCUCAUCUACAAGACUCGUGGUCCGGAUUCGCUUUAUCCCCAUGUUGCUAAUCAUAUGGAACGAUGCUCUGGGAAGACUAGGGAACGAGAGUAUAUGCAUCUAGAUCCACCACCCCAGUCAGGAAGUGCAUUUACCCCAGACCAGACCCACCGCUGA